Molecule: messenger RNA, 1434 nt
Organism: Vicia villosa (hairy vetch)
Lineage: Eukaryota; Viridiplantae; Streptophyta; Magnoliopsida; Fabales; Fabaceae
Exons: 4
Coding region: 1-1434 (477 amino acids)
Source: RefSeq, a predicted model, not a curated record
AUGGCUAACAACGUGACCGCUACCAGAGAAGCUACAAGGCGUACUCACACUUACAGUUUCCAUCGCGAAGGCUUGGUUCAGUUGGGGCAAUUGGGUGGAUUGAUCACUGGUCAUAAUAAAACUGUGUUCACUGAGAAUUAUGGAAACAUCUUGACCCUUUUGGACUCACACGUCGACGAAUGGGAGAAACCUGAUUUGAACAACAUUGCCAAUGCUCUUUAUUUGAGCAUAGAAGACGUUCUUGGGAAUUGGAAGAAGAAUGGUAACACUCAUGGUUUCUAUAUGAGUUUCUUGGUUGAGAAGGCCCAAGAGUUGGCCAACAAAAAGAUGUGGGAGGCCUUCAACGCCCUUCUGGCCGUUUUGAUUUAUGGGAUCGUGAUGUUCCCUAACAUUCACAAGUUCGUUGAUCUGGCUGCUAUAUGUCUUUUUGUGGAGAAGAAUCCGGUCCCUACUUUGCUAGCCGAUACGUACUAUUCUGUUCACUCUCGAUAUGGGAAAGGAGGAGCCAUAAGAAAUUGUUUGCCGUUGUUAUACACCUGGUUUAAGUCCCACCUACCUACAAGUGGUCCUUUCAUUACUUCUACUCAGAAAUGGCCUCAAAGGAUCAUGGGGCUUACCGGAAAUGACAUUGUCUGGUGUCCUACUAGGAUGGACGUAGAGAAGGGAACCGAUCUAAAAGGUUUAGAAAAAGUGGUGAGUGCCUGGAAUGACAUCCAUACGAGUGAUCAGAUUUCUCUAGGUGAAAAAAAUGCCGUUGCCAAACAAGCCUACACGGAUUGGGUUGAAAAUAGAGUUAAAGAUCGCCUGUUGCCUUUCCCGAAGGUUAACCCAUUGUACGAGCAACCACCUAAGAUUCCAAUUGCCACUGUACCUGCUGAGAAUCGUAUCCAGGUAGAUAUGGAAUGCACCCAAUUGCACGAAAAGAAGUCAGAUGCGCAACCGAAACAUUGUCUUGUGGACCAGAAAAAGGUUGAGUUGACACACGAAGCCAAAAUGCUGAAGGGAGGAUCUUCCAGAGUUCAAAAGAGGGCUAGAACGGAAAAAGGUGAUAGAGAUACUACUGUUAUUGUCGAGGAUCACCAGAAGAUCCUAAAAAGGGCCAUGAAAGAGGCAGAGGAGAGACUCAAGCGAGAGUACCGAGAAGACUUGAAAGCUUAUAAGCUCAAGAUAGAAAGGGAUGCUAGAGUUGAAGUAAAGAAUCUGAAAAAGAAACUGGAAGAAGAGACCACUAAAAGAAUGGCAAUUGAGACUCAACUGAAAGGAAGUCACCUCCGUAAUACUCGACUAACAGAAGAAAACGCCAAGCUCAGAGAUCGAAUGAUGGGAAAACUUUUUCAGAGAUCAUAUGCUUCUGCUGCCACCAAAGAGAUAGAUCUUAAAUGCACUAUCCUUCCUGUACAUGGUCUUGAAGAAGAUAUGUUUCACCAUCUUUAA